GGUGUGCGGUGUCCUAGCUGCCCGGAGCUGCAACCCCGGGGCGCGCGGGAGCUCUGAGUUCGGGGCGCCCUGGGUUGAGCAGUACCACGAGCAUCCGGCCCGUCGUCAUGGCCGACCACCUGAUGCUCGCCGAGGGCUACCGCCUGGUGCAGAGGCCGCCGCCCGCCGCGCCCUCCCACGGCCCCCAAGCGCUCCGGACGCUGCAGCCGUACGCGGGCCCGGGCCUGGACAGCGGCUUGCGGCCGCGAGGGACUCCGCUGGGGCAGCCGCCGCCGCCGCCCCCACCCGGGGCCCUGACGUACGGGGCCUUCGGGCCGCCGCCCGCCUUCCAGCCCUUUCCGGCCGUGCCACCGCCGGCCGGCGGCGGCGCGCACUUGCAGCCGGUGGCGACGCUGUACCCGGGCCGCGCGGCCGCGCCCCCCGGCGUCCCGGGAGGGCCCCCGUGCCUGCAGCCGGCGCCCGGCGCCCCGGCCCCACCGCCGCCCGCUCACGCCCUGGGCUGCAUGGACGCCGAACUCAUCGACGAGGAGGCGCUGACGUCGCUGGAGCUCGAGCUCGGGCUGCACCGCGUGCGCGAGCUGCCCGAGCUCUUCCUGGGCCAGAGCGAGUUCGACUGCUUCUCGGACUUGGGGUCGGCGCCACCCGCCGGCUCGGUGAGCUGCUGAGUGCGGCCGGGCGCCUGCCUGGCGUGCCCGAGAGGAGAAGGGGGUCUGACAGCCCGCCGGAGUCCGCCCCAAGCGCCCGGGCCCCGCGCGCACCCUCCGUGAGGGUGGAGGCA
This is a messenger RNA of Lontra canadensis (Northern American river otter), 778 nucleotides long. Its product is annotated as cbp/p300-interacting transactivator 4. NCBI's taxonomy places the organism in Eukaryota, Metazoa, Chordata, Mammalia, Carnivora, Mustelidae. Gene Ontology annotation, cellular component: nucleus. Gene Ontology annotation, biological process: regulation of DNA-templated transcription. The transcript has 2 exons. The record is from RefSeq and is a predicted model, not a curated record. Bases 108 to 665 code for a protein of 185 amino acids.